Spodoptera exigua (beet armyworm) is the source of this 1388-nucleotide messenger RNA. NCBI's taxonomy places the organism in Eukaryota, Metazoa, Arthropoda, Insecta, Lepidoptera, Noctuidae. The record is from the annotation of a GenBank genome assembly.
AGAAUAUUGUGAAACACGUAGUGUGGCUCGGAACAGAGGCCGACAUAGUCGCGUGCGAUGCAGGGCAAGUUGCUGGUGUGUGUGUGUGCGGCAGCGGCCGUGGUGUGCGUGGCGCGCGCGUCCCGACACGACGCGUACUCCAGAGCCACAGUGUUCGGAGUCCAGCUCCGUAACUCCUCGGACCUGGAGCUGCUGCACAACCUGGAACUGGAGCUCCACCUGGACAUGUGGCAGUACGGCAUGCCGCGCCAGAGAGACGCCAUGGUGAUGGUGCCGCCACACGCGAGGGACCAAUUCCUCACCUCGCUGGACACUGAGGGCGUCGGCCACUACGUGCACAUUGAGGACGUCGCACAAGCUUUGGAGAAACAUGACGCAGAUAUAUCCAGCUGGAGGAGCAGCAGAGCUCCCAGGAUGAUAUUCCAGGAUUACCAACGAUACGCCGAGAUCGAUGCUUACAUGGAGACGGUCCAGGCCAGGUACCCGAACCUGGUGACUGUCGUCAAUGCUGGGAAGAGCUUUGAAGGGCGAGACAUUAAAUACUUGAAGAUAUCAACAACGAACUUCGCCGACCGCAGCAAACCGGUGUACUUCAUGGAAGCAAUGAUCCACGCGCGCGAGUGGGUCACCACCCCUGUGGCGCUGUACUCCGUCUACCGGCUGGUGGAGAACCUGAGGCCUCAGGACCGAGACCUGCUGCAUGACAUCGACUGGAUCAUUCUGCCAGUCGUCAACCCGGACGGAUACGAGUACUCUCAUACCACAGAUCGUUUGUGGCGUAAAACUAGAUCGAUCGACGAGAGUAUCAGCACGACCUGUGUCGGAGUGGAUGGCAACAGGAACUUUGACGUUCGCCAUGGACAAGGCACGCCGGCAGAUCCCUGUCAGAAUACAUACGCCGGGCCCAGGCCCUUCUCGGAGCCCGAGACAGGGUACGUGAGGGACAUACUCGCGGAACACAAGGACAGAGUGCAAAUAUUCAUGGACAUCCACAGUCACGGGAACUACGUGCUCUUCGCGUACGGAGACACCACUUUGCCGCCGAACGCCUUACAAAUAUUCCUUGUGGGAGCCGCCAUGGGCGCCGCCAUGGACGCUAUAAAGUUGCCUCAGGCUGGUUUCUACCGAGUGGGAAACAGUGCCUCCGUGCUGUACCCAUCUUCGGGAAGUGCUCAGGAUUACGGUCAGGUGGCGGGCGCCGCGACCUCGUACACGCUGGAGCUGCCGGGGUACGGCUACGGGUUCCUGGUGCCGCCGCACUACAUGGACCACGUCAACGAGGAGACCUGGCAGGGCAUCGCCGUCACCGCCAGGUACUCGCGCGCCCUCUACCGACAGCGGUACAACGCUGCCUCCAACACUCAGCCUUAACAAAUUCAAGUUAUAUU